GAGGAAUUGCGUAUUAUUCGGAAAUAUUUGGACGAUUACUUAGUGAAUGAAUUUAUACGCCUAAGUUCCUCCCCUAUAGCGGCCCCGGUUUUAUUAGUUGAACAACUGGGUGGCGGUAUCUAUAUUUACGUCGAUUACUGGGGUUUAAAUAAUAUUAUAGUUAAAAAUUAG
Molecule: messenger RNA, 171 nt
Organism: Neurospora tetrasperma FGSC 2508
Lineage: Eukaryota; Fungi; Ascomycota; Sordariomycetes; Sordariales; Sordariaceae
Exons: 1
Source: RefSeq, a predicted model, not a curated record